Messenger RNA from Aptenodytes forsteri (emperor penguin), 3246 nucleotides. RefSeq names its product solute carrier family 27 member 1 (gene SLC27A1). The record is from RefSeq and is a predicted model, not a curated record. Gene Ontology annotation, biological process: adiponectin-activated signaling pathway; positive regulation of heat generation; response to cold. The transcript is spliced from 11 exons. Gene Ontology annotation, cellular component: mitochondrial inner membrane; plasma membrane. NCBI's taxonomy places the organism in Eukaryota, Metazoa, Chordata, Aves, Sphenisciformes, Spheniscidae. Bases 925 to 2625 code for a protein of 566 amino acids. Gene Ontology annotation, molecular function: long-chain fatty acid transmembrane transporter activity; long-chain fatty acid-CoA ligase activity; fatty acid transmembrane transporter activity.
GUCUGGUUUGUUCUUUUAUCGAGUAGUUGCUCUUCGUGGUAUCAAAUACCCACAGAGGCGGCAAUUCUUUUCUUCAUAAGGCACCACCAUCUUUAAAGGAGCUUGCUGUCCAAGAAUUAUUGUUAUUAUUUAUUAAUUACUAUUAAAAUCUAUGGCUUCGGCCUGGUAGUAUUUAGAUAGCCUCGCUUCCUAUCGUCCCAGGACUGCGGCAGAGACUGACUCACGGGAAAACGCGCCUGCGAGCAGCACGCCGGCAGUCCUCUCGUCUCGCGGGUGAAAGGGGGAAGCCUUUGGCUUUGUUUUCUUGAAGCCGAGGCCACGCGCUCUUGUCAAAGGGUCGGGUUGUCUCUCUCGUUUAAAUGCUUUUGGAUCCUGAGGGGUGCAAUUGUGUGAAAUGGCACAAAGAUGCUGCAAAAUGUCCCGGCAAGAAAGACGCUUCCCACGUUGAAGUACGUUUUGCUUCUUUUCUGGGUAAAAGCAGUGGUUGCAAAGUCCUUCUUUUUAGGACGGCAGAAGACGUCGUUAAAAGAUGUAAUCUGCCCUCUUUAAUGUGUUCUGUGGGCCUGUUUGAAUUGCUAUCAAUGUGAAGAUGGGAUUCCCUGUGGUUUAUAGCGUGGAAAGUACCGGAACAGUUGCUGUAGGCCGUUUCUUUGCCAUAACGUUAAAACAGCCGUCGCUUUCUGUAGAGCAGCAGUGAUUCCAAGUUCCAGUUUCAGGGUAACGCUUCAGCUGUCCAAGGACAGGGGGAUGCCAGCGGGACGCUCACGUGGAGCACGUGUCUCCUGCCCACGUCCCUUCUGAUUCGGAAAUUGUGCUGAAAAUUAACUUGUUACGCUCUUUCUUUGCUGCAGCGGCCUCUCGGUGCUGUUACGAGUCAAGUACAAGUUGCGAAGGCAUCAAAAAGCCAAAAGCACCAUCCCCAAGAUGUUCCAGGAUGUUGUCCGCAGGCACCCCGACAAAGUGGCCCUGAUUUACGAAGCCACUGGUGAGCAGUGGACCUUCAGGAGGCUGGAUGAGUACUCCAACGCCGUGGCUAACUACUUCUACCAGCAAGGCUUCCGGCUGGGGGACGUCAUCGCCAUCUUCAUGGAGAGCCGCCCCGAGUUCGUUGGCCUCUGGCUAGGGAUGGCAAAAAUCGGCAUUGAAGCGGCUCUGAUCAACUUCAAUUUGCGCUUGGAUUCUCUGGUUUACUGCGUGACGACUUCGGGUGCGAAAGCCGUGAUCUUCGGAGGGGAGCUGUCUUCAGCAAUAUCGGAAGUGAAUGGGAUGUUGGGGAAGAACAUGGCAAAGUUCUGCUCCGGCGACUAUAACCCGAAUGUCGUUCCUGUGGAGACCAGACAUCUUGAUCCUCUUCUGAGUACCGCACCGAGAUCGCUCCCGACUCAGAUUCCAGCCAAAGGUUUAGAUGAUCGGCUCUUCUAUAUCUACACGUCAGGAACGACGGGAAUGCCCAAAGCUGCCAUUGUGGUGCACAGCAGGUACUACCGCAUCGCUGCCUUCGGUUACUACGCCUACAAAAUGUGCCCGGAGGACGUCCUCUACAACUGCCUCCCGCUCUAUCAUUCUGCAGGUAACAUCAUGGGAGUUGGCCAGUGUCUAAUCCACGGCCUCACCGUGGUGAUCAGGAAGAAGUUCUCGGCCAGUCGCUUCUGGGACGACUGCGUGAAAUACAGAUGCACGAUUAUUCAGUAUAUCGGGGAAAUCUGCAGGUAUCUUCUGAACCAGCCGGUCCGAGAGUCAGAAACCCAACACUGCGUGCGGCUGGCGGUGGGCAAUGGUUUGAGACCCACCAUAUGGGAGGACUUCACAAAGCGCUUCCGAAUUAAGCAGGUCGGCGAGUUCUACGGAGCCACGGAGUGCAACUGCAGCAUUGCCAACUUGGACGGGAAGGUCGGCGCCUGUGGCUUCAACAGUCGGAUUUUGCCCGGCGUUUAUCCCAUUCGCUUGGUGAAGGUGAACGAGGACACGAUGGAGCUGAUCCGGGAUUCCGGUGGGCUGUGUAUCCCCUGUCGCCCAGGAGAGCCGGGGUUGCUCGUCGGUCAGAUAAAUCAACAGGAUCCCCUGCGUCGGUUCGACGGCUACGUCAGCGAGAGCGCCACCAACAAGAAGAUCGCUUACAACGUGCUUCGGAAAGGGGACCAGGCGUACCUUUCAGGAGAUGUGUUGGUGAUGGACGAACUCGGUUACAUGUACUUCAAAGAUCGCAGCGGGGACACCUUCCGAUGGCGAGGAGAGAACGUCUCUACCACGGAGGUGGAAGGGACGUUGAGUCACAUCCUCAACCAGACGGACGUUGCAGUGUACGGAGUGGAAGUGCCAGGGGUGGAGGGCAAAGCCGGGAUGGCGGCGAUCGCGGAUCCCAAAGCUAAAGUCAACCCCAACGUCCUGUACCGGGAGCUGCAGAAGGUGUUGCCUUCCUACGCCCGGCCCGUCUUUCUCCGGCUCCUACCCCAGGUUGACACCACAGGUACGUUUAAGAUUCAGAAAACCCGCUUACAGAGGGAAGGAUUCGACCCCCACCAAACCUCAGAUCGCUUGUAUUUUCUGGAUCUAAAGUUGGGAAAAUACGUUCCCCUGGAUGAAUGCCUUUAUGAGAGGAUUUGUUCUGGAAAAGCCGCUUUAUGAUCCGGUCGGAUUCAGCCUUUUGGAGGAAAACGAUGACUAAUCGGAGGGCCGAGGCUCGCGGGAAGCGAUGGGUUCCUGCGAGGUCCUUACCGCAGUGAAUCACCAGCAGGGAAGCGCCUCCCGCGGCGUCUCCCUCCCCUAAAAGCACAUUAACCCGUCACCCGCUCCCUCCCUGAGCGCUGACGUCCCAUUAACGCCCCCCCCUACGCCUCUAGAGAGAGUAUUUUUGUAACCGCUACCCGCAGAGGGAGGAGGGCGAUGGCCAUAUUUAUUCACGGAGAUACCCGUGCCCGGCGGGGGCGUCUCUCCGCUCCGUCUCCCAACUUUGCUCACUUAGAUGAUUUUUUUUUUUAACCUCACUUGGCGUUAGGUCACGUUUUAACUACCCGCAGGCCCUGCCCUUAGGGCUGGGGAUAUGAGGACGUUAAAAAAAAACAAAAAAAAAGAAGAUUUUGAUGGGAUCUGUGGUGGAGGGGGAGCGGCCUUCGGGUUUACCCUCCCUGUGGUGGGGACAGCCCCGGGGUUCCCCUCCGCCUGGGGGGCCGGCGCCUGAGGCCGGCGGUGAGUUUGUGCUUAGAUGGUGGAAAAAGCGAGUAACGGUGUAAAGCUGUGUGUGAGCUC